Sphenostylis stenocarpa is the source of this 768-nucleotide messenger RNA. The record is from the annotation of a GenBank genome assembly. NCBI's taxonomy places the organism in Eukaryota, Viridiplantae, Streptophyta, Magnoliopsida, Fabales, Fabaceae.
AUGAUGUAUGCAGAUAUUAUAGAUGAACUUAUUACCAGUGGCAAAGAGAUAGAAGCUGUUUAUUUUGCUUCAGAAUCCGGUUUAACUGAAAGAUUUCCUCCUAUUAACCUACUCAAGUCCUAUCAUCGGAACUACAAAAAGAAUGUUACUACAACAUCGAAAAAGGGAAACAGCAAUCAUGCAAUGGAUGAUUCAAGCACUUCAGAGUUGAAUUCCAUUAAGGCUAUAAUCAAAUGUGUAGAAGAUCACAAGCUUGAAUCAGAAUUUAACCUUGAUCAUUUGAGGAAGCGAGCUACCCUUCUGGAGAAAACUAAGGCAGAAAGGAAGAAGAGUUCAACUUCAGGAACUAAAUCUCAGAACAAAAGAGGCAGUCGAGGCAAUGUAUCCAGCUCUUCCCGUCCAGCCAAAUCAGCCAAAUUUAGUAAUGCACACUCAUCAUCUUUCAGCCGUAGGAACCUAGCACCUUCCCUACAACCAAGUCCUGGUGCAAGAUUUUCUGGUCCAUUCAACUACCCCAGCCAGACCAUAUUCGAUGGUGCAACUGCUAAUCCUUACGCAGCAACCUAUGGAACUACUCACACGCAAAGUCCGGCUGGAAUAACACAACAACACUAUUCUAUUCCUGUCGACAAUUUGGUUCCAUCUAGUUACCGGUCUAGUGGUUCGUAUUCGGGACAGGCUAGCUAUGGCCUAUAUGAUUACAGAAAUGGCGCUCCUCCAACUUAUCCACGUCCGUACACAGUAGAUCAAUCAACUUAUAGGGGCUAA